AUGGGUGACAGAAGAUUCAUUGACUUCCAAUUCCAAGAUUUAAAUUCAAGCCUCAGACCCAGGUUGGGCAAUGCUACUGCCAAUAAUACUUGCGUUGUUGAUGAUUCCUUCAAGUAUAAUCUGAAUGGUGCUGUCUACAGUGUUGUAUUCAUCCUGGGUCUGAUAACCAACAGUGCCUCUCUGUUUGUCUUCUGCUUCCGCAUGAAAAUGAGAAGUGAGACUGCUAUUUUCAUCACGAAUCUGGCCCUCUCCGAUUUGCUCUUUGUCUGCACUCUACCUUUCAAAAUAUUUUACAAUUUCAACCGCCACUGGCCUUUUGGUGACACCCUCUGCAAGAUCUCUGGGACUGCAUUCCUCACCAACAUCUAUGGGAGUAUGCUCUUCCUCACCUGUAUUAGUGUGGAUCGUUUCCUGGCCAUUGUCUAUCCUUUCCGAUCUCGUACCAUUAGGACCAGGAGGAAUUCUGCCAUUGUAUGUGCUGGAGUCUGGAUCCUAGUCCUCAGUGGUGGUAUCUCAGCUUCUUUGUUUUCUACCACUAAUGUCAACAAUGCAACCACCACUUGCUUUGAGGGCUUCUCCAAACGUGUCUGGAAGACUUAUCUGUCCAAGAUCACCAUAUUUAUUGAAAUUGUUGGGUUUGUCAUUCCUCUGAUAUUGAAUGUCUCUUGUUCUUCUGUGGUGCUAAGAACUCUCCGCAAGCCUGCUACACUGUCUCAAAUUGGGACCAAUAAGAAAAAAGUGCUAAAGAUGAUCACAGUGCAUAUGGCAGUUUUUGUGGUAUGCUUCGUACCCUAUAACUCCGUUCUCUUUCUGUAUGCCCUGGUGCGCUCCCAAGCUAUUACCAAUUGCUUGUUAGAAAAAUUUGCAAAGAUCAUGUACCCAAUAACCUUGUGUCUUGCAACUUUGAACUGUUGCUUUGACCCUUUCAUCUAUUACUUUACCCUUGAGUCCUUUCAGAAGUCCCUCUACAUCAAUACCCAUAUCAAGAUGGAGUCCCUGUUUAAGACUGAAAUGCCUCUGACCACAAAGCCUUCCCUUCCAGCUAUUCAAGAGGAAGUUAGUGAUCAGACAACACAUAAUGGUGGUGAAUUAAUGCUAGAAUCUACCUUCUAGGUACAAGAACUGUCUUUAGGUCCAGAUAUGGUUUCUCCUAUGCUAUGAAUAGGAGAAAAGAUUUGAAGCUAAUGAUACUGAGAAUAGAUUAAUGUACUGAAUACAGUCAGAUACAUUUAUUUGAAUGUUUAUUGUACUUAUGCUGUUUUGUUCAAUAAUUAUAGGUCAGGUCUAAUUACAACCACCAAAACUCUUCUGCUGGGUUAGAGUUUUAUUGUAUCACAUUACAUAAGUGGCCAGUGGCCUUGACUUUAGUGAUAUGGAGAUUACUUUAAUACUUUAAAGAAUAUAUUUCCAUUCUGAUAAUAUUUGGUAGUUAGGUUGGGCCUAUAAAUAUAGAACAAAUUCAGGGAUUAUUUAAAAAAAAACCUUUUGUGUUACUACUGAUAUAAGCUAGUCUUUUUUAAACU
This is a messenger RNA of Equus quagga, 1523 nucleotides long. It is a transcript of the gene LPAR4, whose product is annotated as lysophosphatidic acid receptor 4. Lineage: Eukaryota; Metazoa; Chordata; Mammalia; Perissodactyla; Equidae. Gene Ontology annotation, cellular component: membrane. The transcript has a single exon. Gene Ontology annotation, biological process: phospholipase C-activating G protein-coupled receptor signaling pathway; positive regulation of Rho protein signal transduction. Gene Ontology annotation, molecular function: lysophosphatidic acid receptor activity. The coding region runs from base 1 to 1113 and encodes 370 amino acids. The record is from RefSeq and is a predicted model, not a curated record.